Helicoverpa zea (corn earworm) is the source of this 2160-nucleotide messenger RNA. It is a transcript of the gene Cog6, whose product is annotated as conserved oligomeric Golgi complex subunit 6. The transcript has a single exon. The record is from RefSeq and is a predicted model, not a curated record. NCBI's taxonomy places the organism in Eukaryota, Metazoa, Arthropoda, Insecta, Lepidoptera, Noctuidae. Gene Ontology annotation, biological process: intra-Golgi vesicle-mediated transport. The coding region runs from base 234 to 2093 and encodes 619 amino acids. Gene Ontology annotation, cellular component: COG complex.
AUGUCAAAAUCGGACAACAAAUUCAACUCGAGUGUAAAUAAAAAAUUAGAAAACAUAUUUUGUCUACAGUUUUCAGCAAGAUCGCGAUAGUUUAUAAUUAGAAGUAGCAUAACUGUAGUUCUGCAGUGCACGUUGUCGAGUUGUGGGACGUGAAGAUAUUCACUUUAAUCGAUAUAAAAUAAUUACAUACGUGUCGGCUGGUCAGUGGUGUAAUUGAACACUAUAUACCUAUCAUGGAUUCUGCUUACAAUAAUCCAUUAAGACAAAGAAUAAAUAAGAUCUUCGACAGUCAUGUACUUUCAGACAACACAGAUGCAUUACAUUCUGUAUCUGGAUUUUGUUCCACUAAUUCUGCGUAUACACGGCGAGUAAUUGUUAAUGAAAUCGAAAAAAAAGAUAUGCUAGUAAAUAAGGCGGUUUUAGUUGAAUAUAACAAGGUUAAAGAUAAACUCCAAGUGCUAUUAGAUUCCUUACUAUCACUAGAUGUUGCAGUCAAAGACAUGUCAAGCAGACUAUCAGACUCGAAAAAUAAAACUCACCAUCUAAUAACUCAAACUACCAAGCUAAAGGAUGAAAGAAAGAAAACAGAAAAGAAGCAAGCUUGGGUAACUGCAUUUGUACAGGGCUUUCAAUUAUCUCCAGAGCAGAAUGAGUACCUGUACAAUGUUUCAGUCAAAACACCAGUCACACAUGAGUUUUUUGGGACAUUAUCCCAGAUUGAGAAGUUGUAUGGCAACUGUAAAACUCUUAUCAAGUGUUGGCAUCAGACUUGUGCAUUUGAUAUCAUGGAGACGGUAGGACUCCAACAAGAAGUGGCUAUUGAGAAAUUGUAUCAUUGGACUAUUGGGGCCUGCCUGAGUACUGAUUCACCAAAUAAUGCGCUGGUACCUACUGCUUUAGCUAAAUUUCAAAAUAGGCAAGUACUAUUUUCUAAUAUAAUUGAUGAGUACAGUUCAGCACGCAAAGCAACUAUUGUGCAGCUGUUCAUUGAUGCAUUAACAAAAGGUACAGAUGGCUCUAAACCUAUUGAAUUUUAUGCUAAUGAUGCUAAAAGAUAUAUUGGAGAUAUACUAACUUGGGUCUACCAAGUGAUACCUGUGGAGAAAGAAAAUCUUGCAACUUUAUUUAAAUUUUGCAAUAUGCCUGAUAAAAAGCAACUUAUUAUUGAUGCUUUGACAAACAUUAUGGAAGCUAUCUGUCCUCUACUAAAAGUGAGAGCUGAACUCAUACUGAAACCUGAUAAGGAUCCCCUGGUGCUAUGGUCCAUAACUAAUCUGAUAAUAUACUACAAAGAUGUCAUACAAGCUGUGAUAUCAAAUGGUCAUCUAAUAAAUACAUUUGAGGAGUUGUUGAAAAAAAGUGAAGAAGUUUUCUUAAUAACUCUGGAUAGUAAAAUACAGAAGGAACUAAGUCAUGGAGUUAAAGCACCACCUAUAGAUUUAAAUCCUUCCAUUGUUGUAACAGACUUAGUCAGUUUCCUUCGUGAUUUGUUGGCUAUAAUGAAUGUGUCACACAAUAUAAAUACAGCUGAUAGAAAAAUGAUAAUAACACAUAUAUUAGAUCCACUAUUACAUGCUAUAAAUGAAACUGCAUGCCACUUGAGUUCAACAGACAUGUCAGUAUAUAUGCUGAAUUGUAUUUAUCAUAUACAGUGUACCUUAUCUCUGUACACAGUGAUGGAUGAAUAUAAUGAAAGGCUACAAGCUCAAUCUGAAGCCCAAACUGACACUUUAACUUCUGAACAAGCUAGCUACCUGGUAGCAAAUCUUAACUUGGGACCUAUUUACACCAUUCUUCAAGAAAAAACAAGUGGGCCUUUGUCAGCUAUACCUGGUAUGGACACGUCAACACUGAAGACAUUCCUAAACAAGUUUGAUAUGUUUUUGGUGACCCCAGAUGCCUAUAUGUUGCCUCAACUCAAUUUGUUGCUGAGUCAUACUCACAAAUCCUUAGUGAAAAAAAGAGCAUUUGAAGUUAUAUUUGCUAUUUAUGCACAACUUUACCAAGCUGUCCAUGAUCCAUCAAAUGGGUACUCUGAUCCACAAACUAUAGUUCGUAGAAAACCAGAGGAAGUAAAUAAACUACUUGUAUAAAUGAAUGAAUAAAUAUAUUAUUUAUCACGUAUAUAUAUGAUGAAAUAAAUGUUAUGAUUUAAUUAAA